Messenger RNA from Varanus komodoensis (Komodo dragon), 7653 nucleotides. RefSeq names its product cat eye syndrome critical region protein 2. Bases 1 to 4482 code for a protein of 1493 amino acids. Gene Ontology annotation, cellular component: CERF complex. The record is from RefSeq and is a predicted model, not a curated record. Gene Ontology annotation, molecular function: protein binding. The transcript is spliced from 19 exons. NCBI's taxonomy places the organism in Eukaryota, Metazoa, Chordata, Lepidosauria, Squamata, Varanidae. Gene Ontology annotation, biological process: chromatin remodeling.
AUGUGCCCGGAGGAGGACGGGGGCUGCGGCGGCGUGGCGGUCUCGGCGGCGGCUGCUCCCGCUGCUUGUUCAGCCGCGAGUGGCGGUCCGGAGGGGACAACGGCGACGGCCACCGGCGGAGCGGCGGCGACCUCUCCGAGCCUCCUGAGCGAGCUGCGCUCCUGGUGGGAAGUGCCGGCCGUCGCUCACUUCUGCUCGCUGUUCAGGACCGCUUUCCGACUGCCCGACUUCGAGAUCGAGGAACUUGAAGCAGCUCUUUACAGUGAUGAUGUGGAUUUCAUCAGUGAUCUGAUUGCCUGUCUUCUUCAGGGUUGUUACCAGCGCAGCGACAUUACAUCUCAGACAUUUCAUGGCUACCUUGAAGAUAUCAUCAACUAUCGCUGGGAACUGGAAGAAGGAAAGCCCAACCCCUUACGAGAAUCUACUUUCCAGGACCUGCCCUUACGCACCCGUGUGGAAAUACUGCAUCGUCUUUGUGAUUACCGACUUGAUGCUGAUGAUGUCUUUGACCUGCUCAAGGGUUUGGAUGCAGAUAGCCUCCGGGUGGAACCAUUGGGUGAGGAUAGCAAUGGUGCCCUCUACUGGUAUUUCUAUGGCACUCGGCUCUAUAAAGAGGAACCCACAAAAUCAAAUGGAGAGUUGUCUUCUGACAGGGGAUGUGGGACACAGACAAGCGCUCCCAGUGUUCCUGGAAAAAUAGUAAAAAGACGAGGGCGUCCUCCAAAACGGAAAAAAUUGCUGGAGGAGAAUCUGUUGAGAGAGAAGGCAGAAGAAAAUGCACUUGUGCAUGAGUCACAGUUGAGAAAUGGUUCUCAAGGACCAGGUUGUGGAACAUGGUGGCUGCUGUGUCAAACAGAAGAAGAAUGGAAGCAGGUUACAGAGAGCUUUCGAGAAAGAACAUCUUUAAGGGAGAGACAGCUCUACAAGCUCUUGAGUGAAGACUUCCUGCCAGAAAUCUGCAACAUGAUUGCACAGAAGGAAAAACGUUUGCACCGGAUGGAGUUUUCUUCCAGAUGGAUGUCAGAUCAUCAGCACAUCAAACCAAUCCAACAGGAGGUUACUCCAAUGGUGCUCAGCAGAAUGGAGAAGCAGAGACGGCGGGAAGAGGAGGAGGAACGUCAGGUCCUUCUGGCAGUUCAGAAAAAAGAGCAGGAACAAAUGCUGAAGGAGGAGAGGAAACGAGAAAUGGAGGAGAAAGUCAAGGCAGUGGAAGAACGAGCCAAGAGAAGGAAGCUCCGAGAAGAGAGGGCCUGGCUGCUGGCCCAGGGGAAAGAACUUCCUCCUGAGCUUUCUCAUUUGGAUCCCAGUUCACCUGCUAGGGAUGACAGAAAGACCAAGGACCUCUUUGAAUUGGAUGAUGAGUUCACUGCCAUGUACAAAGUUCUAGAUGUGGUGAAAGCUCACAAGGAUUCCUGGCCAUUCUUGGAGCCAGUUGAUGAAUCUUAUGCCCCAAAUUACCACCAGAUCAUUAAGGCUCCGAUGGAUAUCUCAAGCAUGGAGAAGAAACUGAAUGGUGGCCAAUACUACACCAAGGAGGAAUUUGUGGGUGACAUGAAGACCAUGUUCAGGAACUGCCUUAAAUACAAUGGUGAAAAUAGUGAAUACACUAAAAUGGCUUAUAACUUAGAGAGAUGCUUCCACCGGGCAAUGAUGAAGCACUUCCCUGGAGAAGAGGGAGACACAGAUGAUGAAUUCUGGAUCAGAGAGGAUGGGAAGCGGGAGAAAAGAAGUCGUCGGGCUAUACGUUCUACUGCAGGAAAUGUUUGGACCAGAUCCAGAGAUUCUGAAGGAUCUGGUAGAAAGCAGCCACACGUACAAAAUGGAGGAAAACUUCCACCACACAAGGCAAAACAUCGAGUUCCCACUUCUUCCUCAUCUUCCUUCUCCUUUUCUGUAGAGGAUCCAAGUAGCAGCUUAAUUCAGCCCUCUGGAGAAGUAGCCUCUUCUAAUGGGCAAGGGUUCCUGCGCUCACACCACUACAGUGGCGCACCCAACCAUGUAUCCCAUCCUGGGCAGAUGAGAACAGCAAUGCCAGGAACAUUUAGCUCUCUACAUGGGGCUGAUCCAGCAAAACCAUAUGGGUCACCUCGAGUACCAGAACCACACCCUAGUGAGCCAGGUCAACAGCACCAGCACUUUGCCAUGCAGCCUGCAGUUGGAUUAAAUGACCCCAGAGGACAUCGACUUCCUGCUCCAGACAAGCAGGUGUGUACAGGACCAAUGCAUCUCUCCACAAUAGGUCCUCAGCCUGGGUCUCUGCAACUUGGUCGAAUGAGUGUCCCACCCUCAGAGGCCAGUAUGUAUUCCCCUGUACAGUUCCAGCAAGGAUUCCUUUCUCCAAGGCACAACGGACCCCCUAUGAGACAACCAGAGACCUCAGAGCUUCCUCCUGGCCAUAUAUACAGAAGCUAUAAAUACCUAAACCGUGCACAUCCUGCUGUGUGGAAUGGAAGCCAUGACGCAGCAAACCAGAUGGCCCUGGGAGUAGACAAGAAACCUCCAAUGGGCCCAUGCCCCCCUAUGCCCCCACGUGCUUUGAGCCACAUGAUGGAACCUCGGGCACUGAGACCACCUUUGCCACCUGGUCAAUGGACUGAACAAUCCAAUUUCCUACCUCAUGGAGCUCCGCCCUCAGGAUAUAUCCGACAAGCAGGCAAAGGAUCUGGCCAGAGAAUGCAGCAACAGCUACCAGCCUCAUUAUUUGGGCCUCCCCCUCAAAUGCAGAGAGUAGCCCAGGGUGGGGAUUCCAUGAUGGACAGUCCAGAGAUGAUUGCCAUGCAGCAGCUGUCCUCUCGGGUAUGCCCACCCGGUGUGCCUUAUCACCCACGACAGCCUCCUCCCCCACACUUACCUGGACCAUUUCCACAACUGGCACGUGUGGCAUCUACGAACAUUCAGCCUCCAAAACCAGUUUUAGGAAAUGGAAACUCUCAGGACUCCAGUCAGACGACAGAGAUGGAGAACAACCGAGCAGAGCCUCCAACAGGAGUGGAACAGAAAACCCAGUGUGUUGGCCUCCUAGAAGGGACAUACCCCAAGCUGCUACCUCAUUCCAAGCCUCCCUUGCAAAUGGAUUGUUCCAGGCAGAACUUGACACAGGAAGGGGAGGGAGAUGACUCUGGAAUUAAAAAUGAUUCUAAAGCAACCCAGAGCAAGAACACAUGGCCAGUGGAGAGUAACUAUACAAGUCCAGUAGCCCAGGGGUGUGUGAGGGACAUUGCAACAACAGAAAGAGGACCUGUGCCUGAAAAUGGUGAAAGGCCAUCCAGUGGUUCAGAGGGGAAAUCAGUGGCUGCUAAUAUAAUGGAGAAGCCCCAGUGUACUGGGGGGAAAAAUCUUUUGGAAACUACUGUGCCUUGCAUGGGACAGAGUGCCAGUGCUCCUGCUGGUGUGGAUGGCAGUCCAGUGGGAGGCACCUCUGGUCAGUUUGCUCCUCUCUACAUGCCCAACUUGGAGUAUCCAAAUUCAGCCACACGAUACCACAUUAAUCCAGGAUUGCAAGGAUUCAGUCCUAUGAUGGGAGGGAAGCCCCCUCCAGUGUCCCACUCCCAGCAUUUUUCUGUUCGGGGCUUUCAACCUAAUAAUCCCCAUGGUGUUUUCCCUCGUUACCGUCCUCACCAGGGAGUGCCAUAUCCUUACCAGCCUCAGCCUGCCCCUUCUUAUCACCACUACCAGCAGCCUCCUUACUAUACUUGCCCACAGGGUUACUCAGAUUGGCAGAGGCCUUUCCCACCUCAGUCCAGUCCUACGGGGCAUCCAUCUGCCCAGUCACCUCUGACCAGACCUCCUUUUUCAGACAGAGGAACCAUGGGAAGUGGCAUGCAGGGCUGUGAGGUGCUUAGUGCUGCUCUGACUUCCCCUAAUCUAGUGGACAUGGCAAGCACCAAAGAGGUUUCAAGCAGUGGGCAAGAAUUGUCACCAGAGGCUGAGAAACCUGAUGAGUCCCAAGAGAGAUCUGAGAGUCCCAAAGAGUUUCUUGAUUUGGACAACCAUAAUGCAGCCACCAAGAGGCAGCGAUCAGUUGCAGCAGGAGAGUACCUGUAUGGCUCUCCCCCACCACCUUUGAGUUCUUCUGGGCUUGGAUUUAGUCCAUCUGCUUUUCCACCACAUGGUGUCAUGCUGCAGGCAGGGUCACCUUAUGCAUCACGGCAUCCAGCCAGUCACUUCCAGACCAGAGCUUAUGGGCCACCGGUGAAUGCUCACUUGUCGCAUCAUCCAGACGCUAAUCAAGCCAAUGGGCUUACUCAUGAAGGACCUCUGUACCGGUGCCAGGAAGAGAGUGUGGGGCACUUUCAGGCCUUAAUGAUGGAACAGACAGGACGUGGAGGUGGCAUGGGAGGACUGUCCCCAGAUAUGUACAGGACAGCAGGGAUGCACAUGCACCAGCUGCAAGCCCCAUACCCGAAGGUGCUUACAGCAACACCAGCCCAGGAAGAGGCACCACCACAGAAACAACCUGCAUUGCCUCUAGAUCAAAGUUAGUCUAAGAAUAGAGGAUUCUUAGAAUCUAAAAUUCAGAGAAGAUGACACCUACAUGUGACUGGAUAAGGGCAAAGGGGAACAUGCUUUCUACCCUCAUCUUCUUUCCCAGCAGCAUCUGGCUUCCAAGGUCUGGUGGAUCAGAGUGCCUUGGCAGCUUUCAGUUAACAUGGAAUUGCCCUGGGCCUGAGUCAGCCACAGGGCUGCCACAAUGACACAGAGGGAGCAUCUCAAACUAGAAAGCUUGUUUCUGACCAGAGAUUUUGAUUUCCUUCAGAACUUAAAGGGGCUCUGUUUGAGGGACGUUAAAUUUUCAUGAACUGCUAAAACUCAGGUAUAUUUUUCAGGGUGAAAGAUAGGAGAAAAUGAAAAAUACUUGUAUUAAUAUUUGUGUUUGGAACAGAAUCCAGUUUACAUAUUUUUUUUAACCUGUUGCCUUUUAAAAAAUAUUUCUGUUGGUGAAUGUAUUGUACAUUAUUAGGCUGGGAGUGGUAGGCCCAAAAUGUUGUGGGCAUAGCACUGGGCUGAUCAUAAACUGUUUACAAUCAUGUCACACUGAAAUCCUUCAGGAGAGUGUAGAUAUGGGAAAUAGUGGGACUUUGUGUGAUUUAUUUUUUUAUUGACAUCAGCUGUCAGUAGAUUUGGUCUGAAUAGUCUGAGCCUGGUAACUGGUUACAGGGACUGCUCAGUCAAAAUCUCAGUGUUCCUCUCUCCUAAUCAUGGAUUGUAUGCACUGCCUUGCCUGUUCCUUCCUCCUGUAGGAACAAGGAAAUCAGGAACUGGAAUUUCCAGGAAAUUGGGAAUUUUGUGUGAGACUGUAGCAGCCUGAUAGUUUCUGACUGGGAAUCAUCCUUAUGUCAGUAAACCUCAAAACCUUGGUUCAUAUGGUGCUGGGAUAGAAGAAAUCCUUACAGGUAUCAUUAGUGAAACUGCUGUGACUUUAGGACAGGGCAGACGAAAUGCAUAUUGAGCUAUUUGGUCUCACUGUAACUUGGCUUAUACUCCCAUGAAAAGAAUACUGAAAUAGAGUUCCUCCCCUUAAAUUUCAGCCAUCUGUUAUUGUAGGAUGCAGACAUGCUUUCUGGAUAACUUUUGAUCCUAUAUGCAAGCACUGAAGUGUGUGAGCUAAGAGAGAGAAAACUUGGUAAUCGGAAUAGCUGUUUUACAACUGGGAAUAUCAUAAGACGUAGCGAACACAAGUUUAAACCUUCCCUGAGUUGGAAGUAUUGCAUGUUUGGGACUUCAAAAACAACUAUUUUGACUAUAUGAAGAGCUUGCCAAAUAAAGAAAGCUGUCUGAUGACAGAGCUGAGGUGUGUGUGGGGGGGACAUUGUUACAGGGGAUGUCGAUGUGUUGGCUGAUCUUUAUGGUGUUACCAGGACUGGCAGCGAAGAGCACUUGGAGACAUUACAGACCUUUACAAAGCUACAUAAAAGGUUCUUACACAGACUCUGUGACACUGUAGUCACUUGUUAAUUCUGGCAUACAGGAGAUUAAUUUUUAACUAUAAAAAUGAUCAUGAUAGGAAGAAACAAAGCGCUCUGACAUAGCGUGAAGCAAUGUGGUGUUCUGUUUUGUGAACCUGUGGUUCUCAUCAGGUCUGGAUGCAAAUUCAUUAGGACACAAACACAUUCCUUAGACACUACUGUUUUCUGCUGAUGGAUGCCAUAGCUCUGUCCAUUUGUUUACUUGGAUUGUGCCUGCAGUGAGGUUAGAAAUAGGCCUUAAGACAAGUGCUCCCUUACGCCCAGUACAAGUCUGUUGUUGAAAAGGGAAGAUUUCAUGUUUAUUUGAUUCCUGUGUUGAGUUCCACCUGUAGCAGGAAAAGGUUUUUAUACAUGCAAGGAAAAGAGAGUAUGGGCCAAAUGCCUGCUUUCAGUCUCAUCAUUAUAUCAACCCAAAGCCAAAAAGUCAGUAAACAAGCCCGCAUCUCCUCAUAGCUUGUCCAGCUCACUUAAUUCAUUUAAGACAGGUUAGCAUCCCUGUGCAGUGCAUAGAUCAAAUCUGCUUUAGACAGAAAUGCUUUUUAGGAAUAUAUUGAAGGAGGCAGGUAUUAACUCCUUAGUCCCUGAAUUUUUUAAAAAUAGUUUUUAGAUUUUGAACAAUAUUUUUUAUCUCAUCUGCUUCUCCAACAUUAAUUUCUGUUGCUAAGAAUUUUAGUCCAGAUGAAUCACCUUUCUGAAUAAGCUCACUGGCAGUUAUCAUAACAAUUUGGUGUAAGAUCCAAAGAGGUCCUAUCUGUAGCUAUUGCUAAAUAUUACUUGAGGGUUUGCAUGGUUCUGCUCUUCUUUUUCAUCUCUUCUGAUGGAGUGCCUGAUAACUCCAUAACCCAUCCAGGAGAAAUCAUUACUCAUUGUACAGUAUGUGCUUUUACUUUUGGAAUAAAUUCUAGGUGCAUAGCCAUUUUACUCUGUGAAAUUAAAACCAGUGAAUGCUGUGGCACUUUCCAGGCUAACUAGUAGUGGGAAGUACCUUGAAAGCAACACACCAACCUUAUCAGCAACUGUGUUGUUCUGUGCAUGUUGUUAUCUGUGAAUGCUUAUGACACAAUAAGCUUGUUAAGGUGGGCUUAACAUCACUGACAUAGGCGUGGCCCAUUGGAUUCAUAGAGUAAUCUCUAGUCUCUGUAAACAUGUGGUUGUUUAUUGCUCCGAGGGAGGCAUUGCAACUAGUUAUUGAUUGUAUUUCUUCUAAAAUUGUAUGGAAAGCUUUUCCUGUUUUCCAGUUUUUGCUGUUAUGCUUUUGACAGUAGUGGUUGAAUAGUACAUAUGUGAGCCUUUUGCAUGGCUAAGAGAGAGGAGUAGCACAGCUGCAGAUUGUCUGAUAAUGGGCUUCAAAGCUUGUGCUUAUUGUAAUGAAGGAGCCGUUUCAAGCAAAACCUUCUCACUCCUAUCCAUCUGUAUCUGUUUAACAUAUAGAUGGGGUACAGUGCAUUCCAACACUGCAGGAUUCCUACCUUCCAUGGAGAAAGAACACUUAGAAAAUAAAAACGCUAGCACGUAACACCCUGUAUACUUCUAACCAUUGGAAGAAAUGUGCAUAUAUUUCCUUUCUUUUUAUGCCAUUUACCCAAAGUAGUACUUCCAGAAAUAAAUAAAAAAAUUGUGGGCAAUCAUCACAAAAAUGUUACUAAAGCAUUGUGUAUUCCCCUCUCAGAAAUAAAAUAACCAUUUA